GGCGCUGCGCAGUCGCGCUCCGAGUGACGCCAUCGGCGCGCCGGUGGCGGCGCCGGCACCGGGGCCGCCAUGAAGCCGCCGCUGCGGCCCCGCCUGGCCCCGGCCCGGUACGUGACGGGCCCGGGGGCGGCGGCGGAGCCCGAGCGGUCGCGGGCGACCUGGUCGGUGCGGGAGAAGCGGUCGCUGCUCGCGGGACUGCGGGCUCAGGCGGCGCUCGGCCUCCCCGACCCGCAGCCGCGGGCCCUGCGGGAGCGGCUGCCCCGGCGGAGCGAGGCCGAGAUCCUGUCGUUCCUGUGCCGGCUGCGGGGCCGAGCGGCGCGGGAGGCCGUGCGCACCCAGUACCGGCACUGCCUGGAGCAGCAGCGCCACCGCCGUGCCCACAUCCCGGCCCCCAUCGAGGUGUGGCUGGAGCUGGCCGAGAUGCUGGCGGAGGGGCUAGAGGAGGCGACGGCGGCCGCCUUCUCCCAGGUCCUCACCGUUGCGGCCACUGAACCACUGACCCUCCUCCACUCUGUUCCCCCACGUCCCACCAGUCCCACGGCCCCGCUGGAGCGGGGGGGAUCAGCACCGGUGGUCCCCGCGGCCCCGCUGGAGCGGGGGGGAUCUGCACCGGGGGUCUCCGCAGCCCCGCUGGAUCGGGGAGGGUCGGCACCGGCGGUCCCUGCAACACCCCCGUCGCCCCCCGGCCAGCCCCAUGCCCCCACGGGUUUCACCGUCGACUUCCAGAGGGUUUACGAGUACCUGGCGCGGCUCUGCCGGGGCGGGAAGGGCCCCGCGCUCCCCCCCGGGGAAUCGGCGGUGGUGCUGGCGCUGCUGGGCUCCCUCCCCCAGGAGCUGGGGGUCCUCGAUCGCGCUGCCCUCCAAGGCCACCUGCGGAGUGCCUACGGUGCCCUGACGGCUCCCCGCCCCCCCGAGGGGCCCCCCACCCCCCCACCCCCCUCCGAGGGGGCCCCCAGUGCCCCCCUGGCUCCCAGCCCCCCUGCGUCCCCCUGGCGGGGGGUCGGCCUGUGCCCCCUCAACCUCUUCCUGGUCCCACUGCGGCUCCUGGCCCGAGCGGAGCCCUCGGGGUGAGCUGGGGUGCCCCCCGCCCCCGUGUGGGGCUGCGGGGUUGGGUUGGGUAAUAAACACUGCGUUUGCCCGAAA
Molecule: messenger RNA, 1143 nt
Organism: Phalacrocorax carbo (great cormorant)
Lineage: Eukaryota; Metazoa; Chordata; Aves; Suliformes; Phalacrocoracidae
Source: RefSeq, a predicted model, not a curated record